GCAACAAAGAAAAACAACUGUAUUAACUGUCUGAGAGGCUGGCUGGCAGGCUUACACAGCAAUGGCUGCAAUCUUCCAAACCCUGCUUCCCAUUUGUUCUUCCAGACAGGCCAUAUCCUCUCCUGCUCCAUGGACUCCCCUUAGACCACCCAUCUCAGAUUCCAUGGCCUCUUUGGCCAUUUCAAACUUAAAUAGGCGGCAAGGACAAGUGGCCGUCUCAGUUGCCUUCAACCCAUCUGGGAAUUUUGACAUCUCUUUGUAUGACGAGGAAGAAGACACUAGUAAAGUUGAACCUCCAAUGCCACCAAGUGAAGGUCGAUUUGAAAUAGUUCUUGAUAAUGAUGUGAUUCGGGGUCUUGACUUAUCCCCAUUUCAUUCUGCAACUGGGAUUACCAAUCCUUCAUCAGCCAAGCCAAAAGAGUUUCUUGAACGUACAAUUGGCUUUACCAUUAACUAUACAAGAGAAGAUCCACGUGAUCCUAGAGAACUAUCAGAAUUCCCUGAUAUAAGACUCUGGUUUUUGAGACUUGAUGCCUCCUAUCCCUGGUUGCCUGUCCUCUUGGAUUGGCGAGCCGGAGAACUGGCUCGUUAUGCUGCCAUGUUGGUUCCACACCAGAUGAACAUGAGGAUGGGGGUAGUCUUCAAUCCUGAGGCACUGGAACUAUUCGUUAUGCAGAAGGUUUUUAUUGUGUACUCAUGGUUGAAGCAACAUGACAUUCCAAAGCCUAGAUUGAAGACCAGUGACAUGGCCAGGAUGCUUGGGUUUGGAAUUGGAGAUGAGCUCUAUGACUUGAUCGAUAAACAUCCACUGAAAACAUCAUAAACAAAUCCCAACUUAAGAGUUUCCUAAUGUCAUACAUGAUUGACAGCCCCGGCGUUGAUGGUGAGCCUAAUUUACUGUCACUAGGAGUUGCACCCUUAUUCUUUGAUGGUGACAGUGAAUCCAUGUCACAGAGAAGCUGCUACUAAAACCAAUGAUUUACUAGAGCACGAGAGGAUCCUUUCUUCAGUAGCACAAUGGUUCUUUCUAACUUCAACUUUUGAUACAGGUUUCAUCAAAUUCUAUUUCACAAAGUAAUUGUCUGAGAAAAGGUGGUUCAUAGAUGUUCAGCAGAUACAUAUUGCCAUGAACUACUGGGUACUCAGAAUAGUCAUUAUAAAAUAUUAUGUUUCUGUUCA
Molecule: messenger RNA, 1179 nt
Organism: Prunus dulcis (almond)
Lineage: Eukaryota; Viridiplantae; Streptophyta; Magnoliopsida; Rosales; Rosaceae
Product: protein CHLORORESPIRATORY REDUCTION 6, chloroplastic
Exons: 4
Coding region: 62-823 (253 amino acids)
Biological process (GO): NAD(P)H dehydrogenase complex assembly
Cellular component (GO): chloroplast
Source: RefSeq, a predicted model, not a curated record